Messenger RNA from Saimiri boliviensis boliviensis (Bolivian squirrel monkey), 3681 nucleotides. It is a transcript of the gene LRRC8E, whose product is annotated as leucine rich repeat containing 8 VRAC subunit E. The record is from RefSeq and is a predicted model, not a curated record. Lineage: Eukaryota; Metazoa; Chordata; Mammalia; Primates; Cebidae. Gene Ontology annotation, molecular function: protein binding. Gene Ontology annotation, cellular component: cytoplasm.
GAAAGAAGCGGCACGAUCAUAGCUCGAUGCAGCCUCUCAACUUCCCAGAUUCAGGUUUUAAAGUUUUUGGUAGAGCUACGGUCCCACUAUAUUGUUGAGGCUGGUUUCAGACUCCUGGGCCCAAGAUAUCCUUCUGCCUCGGCCUCCCAAACUGUUGGGAUUACAGGCAUGACUCACAGAGUCGGACCUCCACUCUUUCUUGACAAGCGCCGAGCCCACCAGGGUAAAGUAGGAUACGACCACUCUCUUCCCUCAACCCCGGAGAUCGCGCGGCGCCUGGAGCGAGGUCGACCUGGACGCGCCUGCCGCGAGGCGGGGCCGAGUCGUCCCGGGGCGGGGCGGGACCCGGCGGCUCCCGGGCUGCUGUCCCCGCCUGCCCUGACUCACCCUCGCGGCCCGCCCGGGAACUCUGCGGGAGACCCGGCUGCUCCGCUUUGCCGCUUUCAGGAACCCAGGAGUUGGGCCCAGCGUCCCUCCCGGAACGGCAGCAUGAUCCCAGUGGCCGAGUUCAAGCAGUUCACGGAACAGCAGCCUGCAUUCAAGGUGCUCAAACCCUGGUGGGACGUGCUGGCCGAGUACCUCACUGUAGCCAUGCUCAUGAUCGGGGUCUUUGGCUGCACCCUCCAGGUGACACAGGACAAAAUCAUCUGUCUGCCCAAUCAUGAGCCCCAGGAGAACUUAUCAGAGGCCCCGUGCCAGCAGUUGUUGCCUCGAGGGGUCCCUGAGCAGAUGGGGGCCCUGCAGGAAGUGAAAGGCCUUAAGAACAACCUGGACCUGCAGCAGUACAGCUUCAUUAACCAGCUGUGCUAUGAGACAGCCUUGCACUGGUACGCCAAGUACUUCCCCUAUCUUGUGGUCAUUCACACACUCAUCUUCAUGGUCUGCACCAGCUUCUGGUUCAAGUUCCCUGGCACCAGCUCCAAGAUCGAACACUUCAUCUCCAUCCUGGGCAAGUGUUUCGACUCUCCGUGGACCACAAGGGCCCUGUCCGAGGUCUCCGGGGAGAACCAGAAGGGCCCAGCCGCCGCUGGACGGCCCACAGCAACCAUAGCAGCCACGGCAGGGGCUGGGCCAGGGAAGGCAGGGGAAGGUGAGAAGGAGAAAGUGCUGGUGGAACCAGAGAAGGUGGUGACCGAGCCUCCGGUUGUCACCCUGCUGGACAAAAAGGAGGGUGAGCAAGCCAAAGCCUUGUUUGAGAAGGUGAAGAAGUUCCGCGUGCACGUGGAGGAGGGUGACAUCCUAUACACCAUGUACAUCCGGCAGACGGUGCUGAAGGUGUGUAAGUUUCUGGCCAUCCUGGUCUACAACCUGGUCUAUGUGGAGAAGAUCAGUUUCCUGGUGGCCUGCAGGGUGGAGACGUCGGAGGUCACGGGCUACGCCAGCUUCUGCUGCAACCACACCAAGGCCCACCUUUUCUCCAAGCUGGCCUUCUGUUACAUCUCCUUCGUGUGCAUCUACGGGCUCACCUGCAUCUACACGCUCUACUGGCUCUUCCAUCGGCCCCUCAAGGAGUACUCCUUCCGUUCCGUGCGGGAGGAGACUGGCAUGGGGGACAUUCCUGACGUCAAGAACGACUUUGCCUUCAUGCUGCACCUCAUCGAUCAGUACGACUCGCUCUACUCCAAGCGCUUUGCCGUCUUCCUGUCCGAGGUCAGCGAAAGCCGCCUAAAGCAGCUCAAUCUCAACCAUGAGUGGACACCGGAGAAGCUUAGGCAGAAGCUGCAGCGCAACGCCGGGGGCCGGCUGGAGCUGGCCCUCUGCAUGCUUCCGGGACUGCCCGACACUGUCUUCGAGCUCAGUGAGGUGGAGUCGCUCCGGCUGGAGGCCAUCUGCGAUAUCACCUUCCCCCCGGGGCUGUCGCAACUGGUGCACUUGCAGGAGCUCAGCUUGCUCCACUCGCCCGCCAGGCUACCCUUCUCCUUGCAGGUCUUCCUGCGGGACCACCUGAAGGUGAUGCGUGUCAAAUGCGAGGAGCUCCGCGAGGUGCCACUUUGGGUGUUUGGGCUGCGCAGCUUGGAGGAGCUGCACCUGGAGGGGCUCUUCCCCCAGGAGCUGGCUCGGGCAGCCACCCUGGAGAGCCUCCGGGAGCUGAAGCAGCUCAAGGUGUUGUCCCUCCGAAGCAAUGCCGGGAAGGUGCCAGCCAGUGUGACCGAUGUCGCCGGUCACCUGCAGAGGCUCAGCCUGCACAAUGAUGGGGCCCGCCUGGUGGCCCUGAACAGUCUCAAGAAGCUGGUGGCGUUGCGGGAGCUGGAGCUGGUGGCCUGCGGGCUGGAACGCAUCCCCCAUGCGGUGUUCAGCCUGGGCGCGCUGCAGGAACUUGACCUCAAGGACAACCACCUGCGCUCCAUCGAAGAAAUCCUCAGCUUCCAGCACUGCCGGAAGCUGGUCACGCUCAGGCUGUGGCACAACCAGAUCGCCUAUGUCCCCGAGCAUGUGCGCAAGCUCAAGAGCCUGGAGCAGCUCUACCUGAGCUACAACAAGCUGGAGACCCUGCCCUCCCAGCUCGGCCUGUGCUCGGGCCUCCGUUUGCUGGAUGUGUCCCACAACGGGCUCCACUCCCUGCCGCCCGAGGUGGGCCUCCUGCAGAACCUACAGCACCUGGCCCUCUCCUACAAUGCCCUGGAUGCCCUGCCCGACGAGCUCUUCUUCUGCCGCAAGCUGCGGACGUUGCUUCUGGGCGACAACCAGCUGACCCAGCUCUCGCCCCAAGUGGGUGCCCUCAGAGCCCUCAGCCGCCUGGAGCUCAAAGGCAACCGUUUAGAGAUGCUGCCGGAAGAACUUGGCAACUGUGGGGGGCUCAAGAAGGCAGGACUCCUGGUGGAAGACGCCCUUUACCAGAGUCUGCCGGCAGAGGUGCGGGACAAGAUGGAGGAGGAAUGAACCUGGGGUGGGGUUGUUUUAGGUAAAGCCUUAAAAACGUUUCCUCCCUGGAGUCUCAACCACAGUCUUCCAAGACAGGAAGCCAAAUGGGCCCAGGCCAGGAGAGGAGGGACAGACCGUGUCAGCCUUCUGGGGCCCGGGCAGGAUCUGGGGCAGGUUUGUCUGGGAAGAGGGACCGGAUGUUGUGGAUUUGGGGUGGAACCUUGUAUGGAGGGAUUAACUCAGUCAUGGGAUUCGCCGACCAAAACCACACCUGUGUCUCUGGCGGGCUGGCUGGCCUUGCUCCCAUCCCUAGAUCAGAACUGCUGCCUCUCCCUGGAUAUUCUAGCUCAAUUCAUGCCAUAUAUGGGAGAAAGGACACAUCCCAGUGGGAUUUCCAAUACGCCACUCCCAUGCAACAAACAAAGCAACUUACAUCUGGGGUUCUCUCCCAAGGAGAGGACACAGACACAGUUGUUUGCCGUGGAUAUGUGAGCUCAGGACAAUGGUUCUCAUUUGGCUAAGCGUCAAAAUCAAUUAGGGAGUUGGGGCAAAACAAAAUAUCCCUGGCCCCACACCUGAAAGACUGACUCAGGAGGUUUGGAUAGGGGCCAGGAGUCUGUUUGUGAGUGUUCCAGGUAGUUCUUGUGUAGGUAAGUGGUCCUGGGACAGUAUGUUGGGAAAUGCUGAUGUAAAGGUAUCAGGGCUGGGUGCUGUGGCUCAUGCCUGUAAUCCCAGCACUUUGGGAAGCCCAGGCAGGAGGACCAGUUGAGCUUAGGAGUUCAAGAUCAGUCGGCAACAUAGCGAGACCCCACCUCUGCC